CUGUGGAAGCGACGGGCUGGCUCAGCAGCCAUUGAUGCGCUUUAUUUUCCAAGAGGACAAACCGACAUUAAUUCUUCCAUAUUUUUGGUUUUCUGUGAGCCGGAGCCAUGGUUUCUCACUCUCUCGCGCUGCCCAUGAUCUGCUUCACCACGCUGUGGGCCCUGGUGGGCGUCGUGGCUCCGUUUCUAGUGCCUAAAGGACCCAACCGGGGUGUGAUUGUCACCAGUCUCAUCCUCACAGCGGUCUGCUGUUACUUGUUUUGGUUGAUAGCCAUUCUGGCCCAAGCCAACCCUCUGUUUGGCCCGCAGCUGAAGAAUGAAACUAUAUGGUAUCUGCGCUACUUCUGGGAGUAAACAAGGACUGUGUGACGUGCUGCCUCUCAUCAUUCCUGUCUCGUGGUUGGCUGGACUUUAUUUCAACAUAACUCCUAACCCCCCC
Perca flavescens (yellow perch) is the source of this 438-nucleotide messenger RNA. RefSeq names its product ATPase H+ transporting V0 subunit e2 (gene atp6v0e2). Lineage: Eukaryota; Metazoa; Chordata; Actinopteri; Perciformes; Percidae. The transcript is spliced from 4 exons. Gene Ontology annotation, molecular function: proton-transporting ATPase activity, rotational mechanism. Gene Ontology annotation, cellular component: proton-transporting V-type ATPase, V0 domain. Gene Ontology annotation, biological process: proton transmembrane transport. The record is from RefSeq and is a predicted model, not a curated record. The coding region runs from base 108 to 353 and encodes 81 amino acids.